UACUGCUGUGUUGAGGCAGUGGUGAAAUGAAAGCUGUCUGUCUGCAUGCCGGUAUCUGUAUGGACGUGAGAAUGUCAUUUUUGUUUCUGUCAAAGUGAUCAGAAGAUUUUAGCAGUUUUGACCGCCAGCUUCUUCUCUAUGAACUAAUAAUUAUUACCAGCAACAGGCGAUUUUAUCUUGGAAAUUGGAAGAACAAUAAUUUGAUGUUGAAGUCGAGAUCUAACUCCCUGCUCCUGGGCAUUUUGAUGAAAUUUCAGUGAGCAUAAUAAUAUUAUCGAACUAUUCCUUCUGGCAGCAUGGCGUGGACUGGCUGUAAAUCUUAUCUGGAGGAUACCCUACAAAGGUCCGAUUCCCCAGAGCGUGGUUCAGUUUCAGAACAUGAAGUGGCUGGUAGCACGAAUGAAAGCACACGCCUCACCGGAGGCAGAGUGCAGGCAUCACAAGACGGACAAAUGAGUUGUCUUGCCCGUGAUGGGUCAGAAAGCAUCAGCACAGAUCAGGGACGCGCUGAUGGGACGAGUGCGAGAGAAGCCUUCUUUCAUGUUCUGAAAGGCAACGUUGGUACAGGAUUGCUGGGAUUACCUAGUGCUUUUGCAUUCGCCGGUCUACCGAUGGGCUUCAUUGGCAUGGUUCUUAUCUGUAUCCUUGCUGUGCACUGCAUGUUCUUGUUGGUGCGUUGUGCUACACGUCUGAGAGAAUCACGAAAGCAGAAUGACACGGAUUUGCACUACGCCAAGGUUGCCGAGCUUGCUUUCCAGCACCUCCCAGCUCCUAUCUGUCACUACAGUCGUGUUGGCAAGUUCGUUGUCAACAUGUUCAUAAUCAUGACCCAGUUUGGACUAUGCUGUGUAUACGUGCUGUUCGUAGCUGCCAAUGUACAACAGGUCUUGGCUGCAUGCGGCUUCAAUGCCUCGAAACAUAUGAUCGUACUUUUCUCCCUGAUCUUGUUCAUACCUGGCUCAUUCCUGCGCUCACUCAAGCAUUUAGCCCCUCUGUCGGGUGUCGCUACCAUUGUUCAAGUUAUCUCCAUCUUCAUCAUCUUCUUCUACUUGGUCACACAUACUAAUAUCUCGGAAGUGAAUCUUAGUCCAACAAAGCCGGCUUUAUUCUUUGGUGUUGCGGUCUUCUCAAUGGAAGGUAUAUGUCUGGUGUUGCCUUUGGAGAAUGACAUGCGUGAUCGCAAGCAGUUCCCCGCAUCUCUGGGCGGUGGCAUGCUACUGACGUGUGUGCUCUACUUGGCUAUGGGCACGCUGGGUGCUAUUGCCUUCCGUCAGCCCAAGGGCAGCAUCACAUUGGAUCUGCCUUCUGAUGGCGUUCCUGAAAACAUACCCUACAUAUACGUUCGUCUGUUCUACGCUUUCAGCAUAUUUGCCACCUACUUUGUACAGCUAUACGUACCACUGGCUAUAGUGCACCGUAAAAUUAUCAAGUACAGUGGACGUCUUGAGCGCUUUGCUCCCUACUUUGUACGCGUUGUAUUCGUUGGCAUCACCGCUGUGAUUGCAAUAGUCGUACCAAGACUAGACUUGGCCAUCUCCCUGGUUGGCUCCUUCUCGAGCAGUGCAUUGGCUCUGAUCUUUCCCCCGAUUCUGGAGCUCAUCAUCUUCUGGAAUGAAAGGACACCAUUCAUGCUUGUCAAAGAUAUAUUCAUCACAGCCUUCGGUUUGUUGGGCAUGAUUGUCGGCACAGUGAACACGCUGCGUGAAAUGGCUGCUUAGUUGCAUUUGGCUAGCUCUCGCCUUUACAUUUAGUUUGGAUAGCUUGCCUUCUACAUAUUAUACUUAUUUUGUGUCAAUUCACUCCACCAGCAGCAGUAUCAAGGUCUCCAGCUUACACAUUCCUUGAUCGUUGUAUGACCUUUUUCGACUGAUUGUCACAGUCUCUGUACGAGGAAUUGUGCACCAAUACCCAGAUGAUGCGCUGUCAUCAGAUGUAGAAUUUUUAGAAUUUGCACAUUGCUGCCUUCAGUAUUCCCUCCUAGCCUUUUUACAGGAUAUGACGUAUCCCGCGCAGCAAACAUGGGAAUAUAGACCCCCACCUGAUCUUUGUCUGACAUGACUAUGGUAGCCAGUUGUAUCUAUAGCUUCUAUACCGUCGUUACAAAUCAAAGUGAAAUGGUGUCAACUGAUUUUAUCCGGACUUAUUUACAGUUCAUAUUGAGUUAUCUGUCAAAAUCCUCUACACAACUUCUCUCUUCGUCUUUACUUAGCUCAUAUCCUCUGAGUUGAAGCUUUUUUCUUCAAGUCACUCUUCUAUCCUCAAUAGUCGACUAAAUGCCCUAAUCUACAACCCUGACUCAUGUGCAGGGAGUAGUACCGUAAAGUACCGUUGGUCCGUCCCGCUCUAAUUCCUGCCCGCUGUAGAAUUUAUGCCUGUGAAGCGACGUAGGCGUAUACAACUAAUUAUCACUCCCUUAGUAUUGACUCCCAUAGAUUUUUGCCAUGCCUAAGCAGUCAAAUAUUCCUGCAUAUUUCACUCCUUAGGGCUAUAUUGACCGCUUAUAUUUGA
Messenger RNA from Sycon ciliatum, 2508 nucleotides. RefSeq names its product neutral amino acid uniporter 4-like. NCBI's taxonomy places the organism in Eukaryota, Metazoa, Porifera, Calcarea, Leucosolenida, Sycettidae. Bases 297 to 1718 code for a protein of 473 amino acids. Gene Ontology annotation, molecular function: L-amino acid transmembrane transporter activity. The record is from RefSeq and is a predicted model, not a curated record. The transcript has 9 exons. Gene Ontology annotation, biological process: amino acid transmembrane transport.